Aaosphaeria arxii CBS 175.79 is the source of this 870-nucleotide messenger RNA. RefSeq lists its product as uncharacterized. NCBI's taxonomy places the organism in Eukaryota, Fungi, Ascomycota, Dothideomycetes, Pleosporales. The transcript is spliced from 3 exons. Bases 418 to 711 code for a protein of 97 amino acids. The record is from RefSeq and is a predicted model, not a curated record.
AGGUUUAGUGUGCGGGUAGAUGCGCGAUCUUUCGGUGAAAUUACGGUGUAGAGACAGGCUUUGCCACAAAGAAACAUGGACUCUACGUAGAAGAAUGCGGAUAAAGUACCUACAGUAGAUACUAUUUACAUACAGUGAAUCGGUGAGGAAAUUAGCGGUUCAAUGCUUCUGUACUUACAUCCCUGUCAAGUUGGCUUGACCCCAAAUUUUCUCGUAUGGCAGAGAUUUCGGGGGAUUAUUCACCAGUACCUUACAAUCCAUCAAUCGGUCUGGGAGUGUUGGUCUCAAGGAUACGAAAUGGCACAGAAAGGGUGACUGCAAGGAAAUAAAGUAUAAAGAAGUGGCAUCUGCUGCUAUGCUAUACGGCAUCUCCAGCAUCACUCAUAUCAAGUUCUUUCUUCAAUCCAAUCACUGAAAAUGAAGCUCCAGCUCCUUGCCCUCUUGCCUACGGUGUAUGGCGCAAUGCACAUCAACUACUACUCCGACACAAACUGCAAGAAUUGGAUCGGCCAGAAGGACAUUGGCAGUGGAUGGGGAGAGCAGACUUUCGCGUCGCCGCAAGGCACACAUAGCGCACUGUCAGUCGAGCUUAAUUAUAAAUACCAGGUCCGAUUCUACGCAAAUGGAAACCCUGGAACCCAGUACCUGAGGGGGGAUGGUCAAUGCUGGGGAACAACGGGCCAGUUGAUCACUCAUCUCGUCCCAUGGUAGGAACAUACCGUGACUCGAAGUCGGUAUUGUUUGAUCGAGUGGUUGGUCUUCGGGGAGGUCCAAAAUGAAAGUGGUAACGACGGUUCGAAAUAUCACUGCGUCGACAAGAUUUGACAACCCGAGCUAUAACUGUACUAUUUAAUCUAAUGUAAUGAACAC